AGUGGGGUAGCGGCAGGGCCCGGGAGCACGACCGGCGGAACUCGGAUGGCGCCCAGCGGUCGCGGGCGGGAUCGCAGGGCGAAGCCGAGCCGGGCCGGGUCCUGGCAGGAAGGGGCGGGCCCGCCUGAGUCUCGGAUCUGGCUUGGCUCGAUCCCCCAAUCCCCGACUCCACUGGGGCCGCCCACUAGACAUCGCCCGAGUCCGCCUGGUGGUCAUGCCCCGGGACGCGCCGAGGUCCUCCGAGCCCGCAGGGGGCGCUGUGGCCAUGUGGACCACCCUGAGUCGGCGCGGGCAGGAAGUACGAGGGUCACUUCCGGCGGGGGCGCGGCUUGGGCUGAGAAGCGGACCCGGCCGGGCGCAGGGGCUGGACUGGCGGAGCAGGUGGGGUCCGCGGCCGCCGGAGCGUUCCGGUCGGCGUCUGGACAUCUCGGCCUCGGCAGAAAGCGCGACCGCCCUGCUGUGCGGGGCCCGCGGCGAUGCCGUUCCUGCACGGCUUCCGGAGGAUCAUCUUCGAGUACCAGCCGCUGGUGGAUGCGAUUCUGGGCUCCCUGGGGAUCCAGGACCCCGAACGGCAGGAGUCUCUGGACCGGCCCAGUUAUGUCGCCAGCGAGGAGAGCCGAAUCCUUGUUCUCACUGAGCUGCUGGAGAGGAAAGCCCACUCUCCCUUUUACCAGGAAGGCGUGAGCAACGCCCUGCUCAAGAUGGCUGAGCUGGGGCUGACGCGGGCGGCCGACGUUCUCUUGCGGCAUGGGGCCAAUCUCAACUUUGAAGACCCAGUCACCUACUACACGGCCUUGCACAUUGCCGUCCUGCGGAACCAGCCGGACGUGGUGGAGCUGCUGGUGCAUCACGGGGCUGACAUUAAUCGGAGGGACCGGAUCCACGAGAGUAGCCCCUUGGACCUGGCCAGCGAGGAGCCUGAGCGCCUGCCCUGCCUGCAGCGCCUCCUGGACCUUGGAGCUGACGUCAAUGCCGCUGACAAGCAUGGAAAAACUGCUCUGCUCCAUGCUCUGGCCAGCAGCGACGGGGUGCAGAUCCACAAUACUGAGAACAUCCGGCUCUUACUGGAAGGAGGGGCAGACGUCAAGGCCACCACCAAAGAUGGGGACACAGUGUUCACCUGCAUCAUCUUCCUGCUUGGUGAGACCGUGGGAGGGGACAAAGAGGAGGCCCAGAUGAUCAACCGCUUCUGCUUCCAAGUCACACGGCUGCUGCUGGCACACGGGGCCGACCCCAGCGAGUGCCCAGCCCACGAGUCCCUCACCCACAUCUGCCUCAAGAGCUUUAAACUGCACUUCCCUCUCCUGCGCUUCCUGCUGGAGUCCGGAGCCGCCUACAACUGCUCCCUGCACGGCGCGUCCUGCUGGUCUGGCUUUCACAUCAUCUUUGAGAGGCUCUGUUCCCACCCAGGCUGCACGGAAGACGAGAGCCAUACGGACCUCCUGCGCAAAGCCGAGACUGUCCUGGAUCUCAUGGUAACCAACUCUCAGAAACUCCAGCUACCCGAAAACUUCGAUAUCCACCCUGUGGGCAGCCUGGCGGAAAAGAUCCAGGCCCUCCACUUCUCCUUGAGGCAGCUGGAGAGCUAUCCCCCGCCCCUCAAGCACCUGUGCCGUGUGGCCAUCCGGCUCUACCUUCAGCCGUGGCCUGUGGAUGUGAAGGUCAAAGCCCUGCCUCUGCCCGACAGGCUGAAGUGGUACCUCCUUAGCGAGCACAGUGGCUCCAUGGAAGAUGACAUCUGACAGGUUUCAGGCUGUAGGAACGGGGGACAUGAGCAGCUCAGGUCAGCCUGUUGGUAGAGCCUGGGACAGCCUUAGAGGAGGGUCUUUUUGAUCUGGGAGAUGAGAUGGGAUCCUUCAUGAGAAAAGCCAGCCAGGUAGAGCCUGAAGCUGUGAUCACUCCAGUGGUGAAGGGUGCAGCUCUGGUUCUUCCAGAGAGACUGCCCCCUUCCCUCCAGCGGCACUCCAAGUACCCCCAUGCUGGAAAGAGGAACAGGGCUUGGAUUGAUGUUUAUACCCUCUGAAUUGGAGGGCAGUGCCAGGGCAUUUGCAGAAGCUGGGAAGGACCAAGCCUCAGCAUCCCCAGGGCUGCGGGGCUCUUGUUGGCCGCAUGUGGCAGUGCGGCUGGAGAGGAAGCCUGGGGCACAUCCUGUGUGGUGCCACCAAGGCCCCACCCCUGCCCCUUUUCCUUCCAGGUUCUGUUACUCACAGAAGUGUUUCUGGUGAGCUCUGCGGGAGAAGACACUAAGGGCCCCACAGGCUUGUUUCAUGGUGUUGCAAGCCAAGCUGGCCCCUGCCUGUUCCUGUAGCUCUGGGGCCAGGUCAGCCGUGGCCCCACCUACCAGAACUGUGCUCUGCUGGCAGCUGUGCUUUUGCCAAACCCAGGGCCUCAGUGACCAUGACUUCUGCUAAAAAGCAAUCAUGAGUGCGUGGCUGGGGACAGACCUCUCUGAAGUGUCUCCUAUUGUGAGGGGCUCACUUUGGAGCCACCGAAGAGCCGACUGCCACCCACCUGCAGGCCUCAGUCCCUUCCAAGCUGCAUCGGUCAUUGGGAAUUGUGUAAACACCUCUGGGGAUAAGCUGAGGUGACUAAAUGAUAUAUUUAUAUUAUAAGAUUAAACUGACUUUCUUGGCCUUAA
Pongo pygmaeus (Bornean orangutan) is the source of this 2638-nucleotide messenger RNA. It is a transcript of the gene ASB6, whose product is annotated as ankyrin repeat and SOCS box containing 6. NCBI's taxonomy places the organism in Eukaryota, Metazoa, Chordata, Mammalia, Primates, Hominidae. The coding region runs from base 477 to 1742 and encodes 421 amino acids. The record is from RefSeq and is a predicted model, not a curated record. Gene Ontology annotation, molecular function: protein binding. The transcript has 6 exons. Gene Ontology annotation, biological process: intracellular signal transduction.